UCUCAUCUCUUCUCACCACAAACAAAUAAUUCUAUUCUCUUAUGGACAAUAACGAAGAAAUCCCUUCAACACCUGCCACACCAGGCACUCCAGGUGCACCUCUUUUUGGAGGUUUCAAUGCCACCAAUAGGUCUAAUAAUGGUAACAAGAACUCUCUUCUCAAGAGUUGUAGAUGCUUCACCGCGGCGGAUUGGAGCAUAGAAGAUGGAGCCUUACCACCCGUCUCAUGCUCUUUGCCACCGCCUCCUCCUGUCCCUUUGGCAAGAAAGGUUGGUGCUGAGUUCAUCGGAACCUUCAUUCUCAUGUUUGCCGCCACUGCUGCCGCCAUUGUCAACCAGAAGACAAACGGCUCUGAGACACUCAUAGGCUGUGCUGCCACCACUGGUCUCGCCGUUAUGAUCGUCAUCCUUGCCACUGGCCAUAUCUCCGGUGCUCAUCUCAAUCCGGCUGUCACUCUUUCCUUUGCUGCAUUGAAGCACUUUCCAUGGAAGCAUGUGCCUAUGUAUAUUGGUGCACAAGUUUUGGCAUCUAUUUGUGCUGCAUUUGCUCUAAAAGGGGUUUAUCAUCCUUUCAUGAGUGGUGGAGUCACAGUUCCUUCCGGAGGAUAUGGCCAAUCUUUUGCUUUGGAAUUCAUUAUUGCUUUCAAUCUCAUGUUUGUUGUCACUGCAGUUGCCACCGACACUAGAGCUGUUGGAGAACUCGCGGGAAUCGCGGUAGGAGCCACUGUCAUGCUCAACAUACUUAUAGCAGGACCAGUAUCAGGCGGCUCAAUGAACCCAGUAAGAACAUUAGGUCCUGCCAUUGCAGCAAACAACUACAAAGCUAUAUGGGUUUAUCUGAUAGCUCCCGUACUUGGAGCUCUAGCCGGUGCAGGUACUUAUACUGCAGUGAAGCUACCUGAAGAAGACGAUGAUGCCAAAGCAAAGGCUUCAAUAAGCUUCAGAAGGUGACUUGUCUCUAUUGUCAUGAGUCAUUCUAUCUUUUAAAGAUCCAAUUUGGAGACUGCAACAUGGUAGGAUAUUUGUACUUUCAAAUGAUAAUACAUAAGUAUUGUAGAAAGCAACCACAAAAGGAGAAAAUUUGGUUAGUGUAUAAAAUGUGAAUUGAAGUGUAUGAUAUAUUUAAUAUAUUAUGGUAUUAAUAAA
Molecule: messenger RNA, 1145 nt
Organism: Vigna angularis (adzuki bean)
Lineage: Eukaryota; Viridiplantae; Streptophyta; Magnoliopsida; Fabales; Fabaceae
Product: aquaporin NIP6-1
Exons: 4
Coding region: 42-950 (302 amino acids)
Biological process (GO): transmembrane transport
Cellular component (GO): membrane
Molecular function (GO): channel activity
Source: RefSeq, a predicted model, not a curated record